UGCAAUCUCUCUCUCUCUCUCUCUCUCUCUCUCUCUCUCUCUCUCUACAAACCGACGAUAUACUCCCGGCUGUCAAAGAUUCCUUAUAUCACUCUUCAAAUCCCUAAAUUCAUUCCGCUAGGUUGUUCUUGAUUUACCAUUUGAUUCCAAUAGCUAAAGUCCUUGAUUUUGUUUCACUUCUGUAAUGAUUUUUUAAUUCCAUUUGGUCAAGAAUCCAAUUAUUUUAUGGGUUGUGUGGGUUCCAAGCCUGAUGAUUCGCCGGCGGUGGCCUUGUGUCGGAAAAGAUGUCAGUUUCUUGAUGAAGCAAUUCACCAACGUUAUGCUCUCGCUGAAGCCCAUUUAGCUUACUUUCAUUCCCUAAAAUCCGUAGGUGAUUCGCUCCACCAUUUUUUUGAUCUGCAGUACACCGCCGCAGGCGGUGGCGAUGGCCUUUCGUCUCCGGUGCUCAACCUUCCUGAUCAAAGGAAGGGGGAUUCUUCUGGACUUCCGGCUCCGCCUGUUACCUCAGCUCCGGUGGUUGCGCAGCGUCAUUCGCAUUCGAAUUCCGGUUCGUCUCAUCUUCAUUUCCAUACCGAUUCGGAUGAAGAUUCCGGCGACGAAGACGAAUCACUUCAUUUACACUCCGAGAACGGUGGCUCACCGCCUCUGCAUCAACCGCGGUACGGCAAUUUGAGUUACAUCGAUCAACACGAAUCCCUAGAGGGUUCUUAUCUUCCAACUGCGUAUUCUUAUUCUACGCCUGGUUAUCCUCCCGCCGGUUAUCCUCCGGCAGGAUUUCCUCCCGCCGGUUACUCGUCAGGUGGUUACACAAUGAAUUACAUGAAAAAACAACCGACGCCGUCUGUUCUAUAUCAGCAGAGACCAAUGAGUUCGGAGCCUAUACGUUACGGUGAAGCUUCCACCUCUUCAUAUUCUAGCAACAGUUACAAUAAUCAAAACCCUAGUACAUACGCUUACAACAAUGAUUACUCUAAUUACGGCGAAUUUUUCGGUUCUUCUUCCCAACAACAACAACCGUACGCCGGUAUUUCACCGCCUCCGCCAGUUUUACAGGCGGAAGCGUCGUCUUCAAAUUCGAAACCUCCGCCUCCUCCUCCUCCACCGCCGAGCACCGCCUGGGACUUUUUGAACCCGUUUGAAACUUUUGAGGGCUUUUAUCCUCCGUAUACACCGAGUCGAGAUUCUAAAGAAGUGAGGGAUGAAGAAGGGAUUCCUGAUUUAGAAGAUGAAGACUUAUACCAGCAGGAAGUCGUUAAAGAAGUACACGGAAAUCAAAAGUUCGUUGAUGGCGGCGGCGGCGGCGGCGGUGGUGGUGUUGAUGGUCAUAAAGACGGUGGUGAUUCAGGUAGCGGGGAUGGAAAGAAGGCUGCGGUGGUUGAAGAAAAGAGUGAAGAAAGAGCUGCUGCUGAUCUCCAUUACCGGAGUGUACCAAAAGUGGUGGCGAAACAAGAUGAUCCGGUGGAGUAUGAGGUUCAUGUGGUGGAUAAAGAAGUUGUUGAUAAUCAAAAAAAGCCAUUAGUGUUCCAGAAUGAUUCCGAAAUCGUGAAAGAACUUCAAACACAAUUCGAUCGUGCAUCUGACUCCGGCAACGAAUUAUCCAAGAUCCUUGAGGUCGGAAAAGUUCCACAUAAUCGCAAACAUGUCGCCUAUCAAGUUCCAUCCAAGAUGUUGAAUGUGUUCACCCCUUCAUUAGCCCUAACGCAAGCAGAUCCUGCUACUUUAGAUACAGAUGUUGAUUUAUUGACAAAAUCCAAGAAUCUUUCAUCAACUCUACAUAAACUGUAUUUAUGGGAGAAGAAAUUGUUUGAUGAAGUUAAGAUUGAGGAGAAAAUGCGGUUACUCCAUGAAGAAAAGAAGCGAAGACUUGCAAGAUUAGAUGAAAAAGGCGCCGAGCCUCACAAAAUUGAUGCAACAAGAAUUUUUGUUAGAAGUCUUUCGACGAAAAUUCGAAUCGCAAUUCAAGUUGUUGAUAAGAUCUCGGACAAAAUAAACAAUUUGAGAGAUGAAGAAUUAUGGCCACAAUUAAACGACUUCAUCGAAGGGUUAACAAGAAUGUGGAGAUCUAUACACGAAUGCCACCAUACUCAAUGUCAAGCAAUCACGGCUGCCAAGCGUAUCGACGCGAUCACAUCUCAAAAACACGUAACCGACGCGAAUCUCGAAGCCACACUGCAACUCGAACACGACCUUCUCAAUUGGGCCAUACGCUUCUCAUGUUGGUUCGGUGCUCAAAAGGGUUUCGUGAGAUCACUAAACGAAUGGCUUCUAAAAUGUCUAAUGUACGAGCCUGAAGAAACCGUAGACGGGCCCGUCCCGUACUCACCCGGUCGACUCGGUGCACCGGCUAUCUUCAUAAUAUGUAACCAAUGGGCUCAAGCCAUGAACCGAAUCUCCGACAAGGAAGUGGUGGACUCGAUGCGAGAGUUUGCGGGGUCCGUUCUUCGGUUAUGGGAACGGGAUAAGGUUGAGAUGAGGGAACGGGAUAAAAGUAUGGAAAGAAAUGCUAAGAGUUUUGAGAAAGAGGAUCAAAAGAUUCAUAAAAGAUUACAAGUUUUGGAUAAAAUGAUUGUGGAUGCAUCGGGUGGUGAUAAUGAUAAUAACGGGCUCUCGUUAGGGCAUCCGGUUUAUCAAAGUGAAACGAGUAAAAACGGGAGUUUGCAAACGAGUCUACAACGGGUUUUCGAGUCAAUGGAACGGUUUACUUUGACUUCAUUGAAAGCUUAUGAGGAAUUAUUGCAACGGAUACAAGAAGAUAAACUUGCUCAAUAGAUUGUGAGUGAGCUACCAAUAACUUCAAACAUGGUUUUAAGUUGAUUCAGAAGUUAUUGUGCUAGAAGUGAAAAGUGUCAUUAUUUGUGUAUGUAUGAUGACCGGACCGGGCCCCACCAAGAUGAGGUGAGAGGUGGUUACUUCAGUUUUGCAAGUGUAUGUAGUUAGUAUAGAGAAGAAGAAGGUGAAAGAUCGAUGGCUUUUAGUAGUAAUAUUUUGGUUCAUAGAGGAAUUGAUUGGAUUUGUAGUCACUUGUAAUUGGUGUAGAAGAUGGGAUUGAAUUGGUUUCAUUUGUAGAUGAUUAUUAACAUGUUAUAUUAAUCGGGCAACAAAUUCAAAAUAGUUAAACAAA
Lactuca sativa (garden lettuce) is the source of this 3121-nucleotide messenger RNA. Its product is annotated as DNA-directed RNA polymerase subunit beta, putative (DUF630 and DUF632). Lineage: Eukaryota; Viridiplantae; Streptophyta; Magnoliopsida; Asterales; Asteraceae. The record is from RefSeq and is a predicted model, not a curated record.